Messenger RNA from Homalodisca vitripennis (glassy-winged sharpshooter), 1061 nucleotides. RefSeq names its product choline transporter-like 2. Gene Ontology annotation, biological process: transmembrane transport. NCBI's taxonomy places the organism in Eukaryota, Metazoa, Arthropoda, Insecta, Hemiptera, Cicadellidae. The record is from RefSeq and is a predicted model, not a curated record. Gene Ontology annotation, molecular function: transmembrane transporter activity. Gene Ontology annotation, cellular component: membrane.
GGUCUCCACUCAAAUAUGACCCAGACUUGUGUGGUCCACAGAAACACAGGUCAUGUACAGACAUUCUCUGCUUACUUCUCUUUCUUUUCUUCCUCGCUGCUUGGGCCGGAGUUGCUUCCUUUGCUUAUAGAAAUGGAGAUCCAAAACGGUUGAUGUUACCAGUUGACUCAUAUGGCCAUCGUUGUGGUGAACCUGACUUGAUCAAUCCAAACCUUUUCUUCUUUGAUCUCACUGCCUGCUUGAGCCCUGAUGCUAUCUGGAGGGGUUGUUCUACACCUCAGGUUUGUGUUUCUAAAUGUCCAGAAGAUGUGUGGAUAGCAGAGACUUACUUGUCAGGAGUCUUACAAUUCAACAUAAGUUUAAUAAUACAAGGUAUGAUAUUAAAUGAAUCACUGUUACAGGUUUGUGUUUCUAAAUGUCCAGAAGAUGUGUGGAUAGCAGAGACUUACUUGUCAGGAGUCUUACAAUUCAACAUAAGUUUAAUAAUACAAGGUAUGAUAUUAAAGGAAUCACUGUUACAGGUUUGUGUUUCUAAAUGUCCAGAAGAUGUGUGGAUAGCAGAGACUUACUUGUCAGGAGUCUUACAAUUCAACAUAAGUUUAAUAAUACAAGGUAUGAUAUUAAAUGAAUCACUGUUACAGGUUUGUGUUUCUAAAUGUCCAGAAGAUGUGUGGAUAGCAGAGACUUACUUGUCAGGAGUCUUACAAUUCAACAUAACCGAUGUCCAGAAUCAUCUCAUCUGCUACAAUGAAACCAUUGUAAAAACUGUUGUUGACAAAAAUACACUUCAAGAUGUUGUUAACAAGAAAGCUUGUGCCAGUUGGUAUGUUCCAAGCCAGUCAUUUUACUUCAGAUGCAUUCCUAAUCUGAAAUUUAACUAUGAACAAUGGAUUAAUAACUACAAACAAAAAUAUGGCUUAAAUGUGCCGUUUUCAACUGAGAUGUUGAAUCAGUCUGCACGUACUAUGCAAACACUCAAUGAAUUGAAUCAGGUUUGUUUUUGCGAUUAUUUAAUUUGUAUAGAAAUAUAUAUUCUGAAAUCAUAAUUUUGAGCAUUUUUU